Messenger RNA from Prorocentrum cordatum, 431 nucleotides. Lineage: Eukaryota; Dinophyceae; Prorocentrales; Prorocentraceae. The record is from the annotation of a GenBank genome assembly.
AUGAACAAUAAGAGGGCUUUCGGCCAGCUGGUGCCUGCCAGGGGAACUCGAGAGCAGAAGCAUCGCGGCGUGCCCAGAGACGGCCGAGCUCAAGAAGUCCAAGCACGCUCGCGUGCCGUGUCAGAGUGCCCUGCUCCACCUCAUCCGUUUGCGAUUCGGAUCUGCGUGUCGAUGCCCGCUCACAGUGGCGUUGCUGAGCCACGAUGCGAGUACUGUUGGUGUUGUUGUGGCUGUGCUGAUGCUUUGCCACGUGCGCUUGCCACCCCGACGUAUCCAAUUGCCCCCCCGUGUUUCUGCCCGAUCGUCCUUGUCCACCCCUCCCUGGCUGUCCUGAUGCCUCAGGUGCUGUGGCUCCUCGCUGAGGAGAUCCAGGAGAUCAUCAACGAUAGAUGGAAGUACAUGGAAGAGUGGUUCUGGAACCUGCUCGACUG